GUAUUUGGAGUUGUGAUGUCUGAGGGGAGGGCUGGAUUAGUAAAAGCGGUGGUCCGGAGAGAGACACAAGGAGUCGGGUUUCAGUUUUGCGAGGGCCCCUUGAGUCAAACGCACUGAAGCUGCCUUUGUUUGACUGGGAACCAGAAAAAGAGAGCAAGAGAGAGGAGGAGAGUGAGGGGCUUUUAGUUAGGAGUGAGUGAGCGAAAGAGCCAGAGUGAGCUCCAUCUCCCUCUCUCUCUCUCUGUCUCUGUCUCUCUCUCUCUCUCUCUCUCUCUCUCUCUCUCUCUCUCUCUCUCUCUCUUACCAAGGCUGUCACACAAGAACGGGACAACUUUAGUUUGGAUCUAAGCUUACCAUCACUGAAGAUGACUUCCCGCAUUCCUCCCUGGCUCUUUGGAUUACUUCUACUAGUGCUCCGGUUCUGCUGCCGUCGCUCCUCUGCUCAGCUGUUGGACGUCCGUGGUCCUCAGGGAGCCUUGGACCUGACAGAGUUGAUCGGCGUUCCCCUUCCUCCUUCCGUCUCCUUUGUAACGGGUUUCGAGGGUUACCCCGCCUACAGCUUCGGCCCGGACGCCAACGUGGGCCGCCUCACAAAGUCAUUCAUCCCCGACCCGUUCUACUAUGACUUUGCCGUCACGGUCACUGCUAAACCUACCACGCGGCGCGGCGGUGUCCUGUUUGCCAUCACAGAUGCCUACCAAAAGGUUGUGCACUUAGGUAUAGCGUUGUCCGAGGUAGAGGAUGGUUCCCAGAGAGUCAUAUUGUACUACACCGACCCAGGAACAACAGGGGGGACCCAGGAAGCAGCUUCCUUCAAAAUGGGAGACCUGACGGGAAGAUGGGCGAGGUUUACCCUGACCGUGCAGGGGACAGAGGUGCGUCUCUACAUGGACUGUGAGGAAUACCACCGAGUUGCCUUCACCAGGAGCCUGCAGCCUCUGACGUUCGAGGCCAGCUCGGGGAUCUUCGUAGGGAACGCUGGGGGUACGGGCCUGGCGAGGUUUGUGGGCUCCAUCCAGCAGCUGGUGCUGAAGUCAGAUCCCACGGCCCCAGAUGACCAGUGUGAGGAGGACGAUCCUUAUGCCUCUGGAUACGGAAGCGGUGAUGAUGCUUACGAAGACAUAGAGGGAAUAGACGAAGUGAAGAAGAUUGUGGAGGAGAGAGAGUACACCAUGCCCAUCCCAGAGCUGGACCCCACUUACAGCAGCCCAGUCCGAGCUCCGCCCACUGAGAUGUCGCUGGGCGAUGAUGAGGACAAUGAUGAAGACAUAGAGGAGACUUCUGGACAGGAUGUUGAGAUGACCACAAUAAGAGUGAAAUCAUUUCAGACAGGUACUCCGGACCCCGUAUUUGACUCUUCCCUCCAGGUGUCUCCGGGACAGAAAGGGGAGCCAGGUGAGCCAGGUCCAGCCGGUCCCCCAGGGCCACCCGGUCCCCCAGGACAAGCCUCAGGAGAGGGGGUGGGAGGGGAGCCGGGACCCCGGGGUCCACAAGGACCACACGGACCUUCAGGCCCACCUGGAGUUCCUGGGAAAGAUGGACAUUCUGGAAGCAAAGGUGAAACUGGUGCUCCAGGCGCAACUGGGAUUCCAGGAUUCCCAGGAUUACAGGGAGAGCCUGGUCCUAUGGGUGAAAAGGGUGAUCCUGGUGUUGGACUACCAGGUCCUCCAGGCCCUCCUGGAAUUCCAGGUCGACAAAUCAAGUCUUCCAUGUUCCUGGAGGGGUCAGGAUUUGAAGACUUUGACAGUGAUGCAGAGAUUAUUAGGGGGCCUCCAGGGCCGCCUGGCCUCCCGGGACAGCCAGGGCCCCCAGGAACCCCAUCUGAGGACAUCUUUCCUGGACCACCUGGGGCCCGUGGGAAAGAUGGGAAGGAUGGAGAGAAGGGUGAACCUGGACUGCCUGGAGUUGAUGGAAAAGAUGGGGAUCCAGGACCUGCUGGGGAGAAAGGAGACAAGGGAGAGUCUGGUGUCAGCGGGCAACCAGGAGCAAAGGGAGAUCAGGGCCCUGCAGGGUUUCCAGGCCUACCAGGCUCAGAGGGUCCAGAAGGGCAGCCUGGUCCCAGGGGGCCAGCCGGCCCCCCUGGGCCUCCAGGUCCCCCUGGGAGAGGCUACACCAUGGACUUUGAGGACUUGGAAGGCUCUGGGAUGCAGAAUGGUUUAGGAGCUGCGCUCUCCAGAGGCCCACAGGGUCCUCCAGGAAUCCCUGGACUUGAAGGACCAAAGGGUAAAGAUGGUUUAGACGGCUCCACAGGAAAGCCAGGGCAAAAGGGGGAGGCAGGUGCUCCAGGACCAACAGGGAUUCCAGGACUGGAGGGACUAAAAGGGGAAGAGGGACCAAAGGGGAACAGUGGAGAGCCAGGACAGAAGGGAGAGAGGGGCAGGGACGGGCUCAGUCUGCCCGGCCCUCCAGGACCACCUGGACCACCAGGAUCCCUUACCAACCUCCAGGAUCUUCUACUUAACGAUACAGAUGGUGCCUUGAACUUCUCAGGGAUUUUUGACGCUCAGGGAUCCGCUGGACCACAGGGUCCAAAGGGUGACAUGGGGUUGCCAGGAGUUCAAGGACAUCCAGGACUGAAAGGUGAAAGGGGUGAGCCAGGAUUUAUCAUCGCUGCAGAUGGAUCCAUGACGUCAGGCCUGGCUGUUCCAGUGGGACCCAAAGGAGACAAGGGAGAUAAUGGUGUACCCGGAGCCGCUGGAAUUCCGGGGCCUAUCGGACCACCAGGACCCAAAGGAGAAUUUGGUUUUCCUGGAAGGCCUGGUCGUCCAGGCCUGAUGGGACUAAAAGGAGAGAGGGGGGACUCUGCAGGCCUGCCGGGACGUCCUGGCCGUCCUGGGCUGCCGGGCCUCCCAGGAAUAUUCAACUGCCCCAAAGGAACCGUGUUCCCCAUCCCUCCCAGACCCCACUGCAAAAUGCCCGUUCGAAAAUAUUCCUGCAUGCUGCAUGUCCAGUCUGGAAAGGUGAAGGCCUACUGCCUAUACAAAGAUGAGCUUAAUACCAAUGGAACCAUUGCAGCGGGUAACUGUCAGACGGGACUAAAAGGAGAAAAGGGAGAUAGAGGCCUUCCUGGGAUACCGGCGCCACCAAACACAUUUUUUCGUAGUGGAGACUGGGUUGUAACUGGUGACGUGGGCAUUAAAGGCGAGAAGGGAAACAAGGGGGAGGCAGGGUUUCCCGGGCAAUCAGGUAUCCCUGGGAGACCAGGACUUGUGGGACCCAAAGGAGAGUCUGUCGUUGGUCCACCAGGCCACCCUGGGGUGCCAGGUUCACCAGGUAUCCCAGGCUAUGGCAGAGCAGGACCGGUCGGCCCUCCUGGGCCACCCGGGCCUCCGGGACCCUCUGUGUCAACGCCAAGAUAUGGCUCAGCUUUGACCAUUGCCGGCCCCCCUGGACCUCCUGGACCCGCUGGACCUCCUGGAGCUUCGGGUAACGCAGCAUCUCUGAAAACAUUUGCGAGCCGUGAGAGCAUGAUGCAGCACACCGUCAGGGAUGCAGAAGGAACUCUGGCGUACGUCACAGCCACAGGAAGUCUCUUCCUAAAAGUCUCCCAGGGAUGGAAAGAGAUACAGCUUGGCAGUCUGAUCUACCUCUCCAAUAACAUUAUCCCGCAAGAUGAGCCCCGAGUUGCAUACCAGAUAAGAGGUGACCUGAUGGAAAGAAUAAUUUCAGUUAAAGAAAGGCUCAACCUGGUGGCUUUGAACCAGCCCCACUCAGGCGACAUGAUGGGGCUCGACGUAGCCGACCGGAUGUGUUAUGAACAAGCCAAGGCAAUGGGUUUGGCUCCAAACUAUCGCGCCUUCAUUUCUUCCCAAAGGCAAGACCUGGUCCAUGUGGUCUAUCCUGGUUUCAGGGAAACUCUGCCCGUUACCAACCUCAGGGGAGAUGUGAUGUUUAGGAACUGGCGGUCAAUUUUCAAUGGCGACGGGGGACCAUGGGAUGCCAGGAUACCUAUCUACUCCUUUGACGGACGGGAUGUUUUAGCUGACCCCUUCUGGCCUCAGAAGAGUAUCUGGCACGGCUCCACCAGCAGGGGUUUCCGAGUGGUGGACAAGCACUGUGAGACGUGGCGAGCGGACCACAUGUCUGUCAUGGGCCAGUCAUCGAGCCUGAUCUCAGGUCUGCUCCUGGGCCAGCACACGCGGAGCUGUUCCAACCAGUACAUCAUUCUUUGCAUCGAGACCCACAAAAACUCUUAAGUCCUCCGCCCCAUACCACUCCACGAAGGAGCCCACCCCAGCCACUGUAAACGUUAGAUUUGAGUGUCUUUCUUAAAAAAAGGACGUUGUUUUCAGCCCAUCUUUGGUGCUACAGUAGGUGUAGCAUUUUGUAGUUUUUAAAACCGAGGACCACAUUUAACACUCUGUGUUCUUUCUGAGUAGCGAGAAGAUUAUUAAGUGGCAGUAACAAACUCUUGACCACAGCCAAGAUAUAAUCUGUGAGGGUAAACUAACGUCAAGGUUGAUGCUACGCUGUGGAACUGGAAUCAUUUUGUGGAUUGCGUGCAAUCCAAAUUUGCACCUUAAAGGAACGCCCCUUAGUGUUCUGCAGCAAUCCAGAAGAUUUCUCCUUAUAUUCAACCUGGUGGCACAUAAUGUUAAAUGCAACACAGAGGCUGAUGGAGGCUGCCAGUCUUCUUCUGUACCUAUUAAUGGCAAUAAUGCUAACAUCUCAAAGAGAAUGUGGUAAUGAUUUAUUAACGUUAAAAUGAUACACGCAGCACCUUUUAACCUUUUUUUCAAAGGAAGUGGACUCAUUUGCAACAAAAGAAUCACAAAUGACUUUUCCUAACAUAGUCACCGAGGUGUGCUGAGAAUAAGACGUCUCUUUUUUAAAGUUUAUCGUCUAGUUGUGAUUUCAAGAGAGUGAGGAUGCAGCGGCUGCAGGAAUCUGCACCUAUCCUUUUUUUUUUUUUUUUUUUUUUUUACAAAUGAUAGAUUUCCAAAGACUUUUGUGAUGGAAACAUAAAGCUACUUUGUUUACAGGUUGUCAUGGAAAAUCUUUAGACAUUUGUUUCCAUAACUUACCUUGUCCCUCGUCCAACAGUGGGAAGACCAGACAGCCAGUGUUGCCAACAAAGUCAUUUUUGAUGCACUGUACUUUAUUUUAAAAAUAUUUUCUAAUUCAAUAAUUUCAUCCUUGAGCGUGUUGUUUGUGUUGUAGCUUUUCAUACAUCUUCGUGAUCUCACACCUUAGUAGCUCUUUCUCUCAAUAGACUAUUUAAUUUAAAUUCAAUGAUUUAUUUAUACCGUCACAGACAGUACAUAACAUGAAAUCAGAUGAUUCAAUUUAAGAAUGUAAUUUAUCGUUUGUUGUUUGUCCAAUGACUGUUUCUUCUCACUUUUUGCCUCUUUUCUAUUUUUUGUACAGUUUUUUUUAAUGUUUCAAAAUUUUUGGAGGAUGUUGACAACAGUUAAAACAGCGUUAGAGAUACAAUUGAAACAAAUUCAAUAUUUUCAUGCUGAAAAAGAAAUUCCAAGGGGAAAAGUCACAUGUUUCUGUAUAAAUAUUGGUGCUUUGUUGAAUAAAGUUUUCUCUUUUCAUAAA
Messenger RNA from Perca fluviatilis (European perch), 5544 nucleotides. Its product is annotated as collagen alpha-1(XVIII) chain-like. The transcript has 45 exons. Gene Ontology annotation, cellular component: basement membrane. The record is from RefSeq and is a predicted model, not a curated record. Bases 366 to 4196 code for a protein of 1276 amino acids. NCBI's taxonomy places the organism in Eukaryota, Metazoa, Chordata, Actinopteri, Perciformes, Percidae.